Zygotorulaspora mrakii is the source of this 2085-nucleotide messenger RNA. RefSeq names its product adenyl-nucleotide exchange factor SSE2 (gene SSE2). The coding region runs from base 1 to 2085 and encodes 694 amino acids. Lineage: Eukaryota; Fungi; Ascomycota; Saccharomycetes; Saccharomycetales; Saccharomycetaceae. The transcript has a single exon. Gene Ontology annotation, biological process: protein folding. Gene Ontology annotation, cellular component: nucleus; cytosol. The record is from RefSeq and is a predicted model, not a curated record. Gene Ontology annotation, molecular function: ATP binding; ATP-dependent protein folding chaperone.
AUGAGUACUCCGUUUGGUCUAGAUUUGGGUAACAACAACUCGGUGAUUGCAGUUGCCAGAAACAGAGGUAUUGAUGUGGUUGUGAAUGAAGUCUCCAACCGUUCAACACCUUCUUUGGUGGGGUUUGGUCCAAAAAACAGAUACUUGGGUGAAUCUGGUAAGACAAAACAGACCUCCAACGUCAAGAACACGGUUGAAAACUUGCAGAGAAUCGUCGGUUUAGGCUACUCAGACGCGGACUUCGCAGAGGAGAAAAAGUACUUCACCAGUAAACUGGUCAAACUAGAUGACGGUAAAGUUGGUUGUCAAGUCAAGUUCGGCGGUGAGACUGAGACUUUCGACGGUAUCCAGUUGGCUGCCAUGUUUAUCGACAAGGUCAAGACGACCACGAUCCACGAGACUAAAAGCACCAUCACUGACGUGUGUCUUGCGGUCCCAGCUUGGUACACUGAGGAGCAGCGUUACAACAUUGCAGAUGCUGCUAGAGUUGCUGGAUUGAACCCGGUUAGAGUGGUCAAUGAUGUCACUGCAGCAGCAGUUUCAUAUGGUGUUUUCAAGACAGAUCUGCCAGAAGGUGAGGAGAAGCCAAGAAUCGUUGCAUUUGUGGAUAUUGGUGACUCUACUUACACCUGUACCAUUGUUGCUUUCAAAAAGGGAGAAUUGAAAGUCUUGGGCACUGCUUAUGACAAACAUUUCGGUGGUAGAAACUUUGAUCGUGCCAUCACUGAGCACUUUGCUGAUGAAUUCAAGAAAAAAUACCAUAUCGAUAUCAGAGAAAACGCCAAGGCUUACAACAGAGUUCUUACUGCAGCAGAAAAAUUAAAGAAGGUUUUAUCUGCAAAUUCGGCUGCUCCAUUCUCUGUUGAAUCAGUCAUGAAUGAUGUUGACGUUUCUUCCCAAUUAACUCGUGAAGAAUUGGAAGAAUUAGUUGCUCCGUUGCUGAAGCGUGUUACCGAGCCAGUUACAAAGGCUUUGUCUCAAGCUAAGCUGACUGCGGAAGAUGUUGACUUUGUUGAAAUUAUCGGUGGUACUACUCGUAUUCCUAUCUUGAAGAACUCGAUCUCUAAUGAAUUCGGUAAGCCUUUGUCCAGUACUUUAAAUCAAGAUGAAGCUAUUGCUAAAGGUGCUGCAUUCAUUUGUGCAAUUCAUUCGCCAACUUUAAGAGUUAGACCUUUCAGAUUUGAAGAUAUUCAUCCUUACUCCGUUUCAUACUUCUGGGACAAACAGGUCGAAGAUGAAGAUAACCUAGAAGUCUUCCCAGCAGGUUCUGCUUUCCCUUCAACUAAGUUAAUCACCCUACAUCGUACUGGUGAUUUCGUUAUGGAAGCCAAAUACACAAACAAGCAAGAAUUACCUGAAAAUACUCCAGUAGAAAUUGCUAAAUGGCAAAUUUCAGGCGUAAAUGUUCCAGAAGGUGAAACAUCCGUUCCAGUCAAAUUAAAGUUGAGAUGUGACCCAUCCGGUUUACAUACCAUUGAAGAUGCUUAUACCUUAGAAGACAUCAAAGUUAAGGAAGAAAUUCCUUUACCUGAAGAUGCUCCAGAAGAUGCCGAACCAGAAUUCAAAGAAGUUACAAAAACUGUCAAGAAAGAUUCUUUGAUAAUAAACGCAACAACAUUUUCACUACCAGCUGAUAAAUUGAAUAAGUACAUCGAAAAGGAAAAUGAAAUGUUUGCGCAAGACAAAUUGGUUGCCGAAACUGAAGACCGUAAGAAUGCUUUGGAAGAAUACAUUUACACUUUGCGUGGUAAAUUGGAAGAAGAAUACUCCCCAUUUGCUUCAGAUGCUGAAAAGAGUAAAUUAACAGAUAUGCUAGCAAAGGCCGAAGACUGGUUAUAUGAUGAUGGUUACGAUUCUACCAAGGCUAAAUACAUUGCAAAAUAUGAAGAAUUAGCCUCUAUUGGUAAUAUUAUCAGAGGUAGAUAUUUGGCCAAAGAAGAAGAGAAAAAGCAGGCUUUUAGAUCAAAGAAUGAAGCUGCAAAGAUGGCAGAUCUAGCCGAAAAGCUUGCUGCUCAAAGAAAAGCAGAAGCUGAACAAAAGGAAUCCUCGAAACCUGAUGCUGAAGGUGAUGUUGAUCUAGACUAA